Messenger RNA from Drosophila gunungcola (fruit fly), 2291 nucleotides. RefSeq lists its product as uncharacterized. NCBI's taxonomy places the organism in Eukaryota, Metazoa, Arthropoda, Insecta, Diptera, Drosophilidae. The record is from RefSeq and is a predicted model, not a curated record. The transcript is spliced from 2 exons. The coding region runs from base 98 to 1960 and encodes 620 amino acids.
CUAGCUGAAAAGGUUAGAUAUUUUAAGCCUUCACUUUGGCAGUGGAUGUCGGCAAGUGAACAUAACAUUUUGUGUGAGUAUAAAUUUAACCGAAAAAAUGGAGGCCAGCUACAGGCAGAAGAGAGAGUGGCUCAACAGCCGCUCCUCCGGUAAUGGUAAUGGUGCCUAUGGAGACAAUAGAGAUGGCGGCUACUCCGGCCAAUCCGGUGGCUAUUCCGACCAAUCGGGGGGCUAUUCCGGCCAAUCGGGGGGCUACUCUGGCCAGUCGGGCGCCGCCCAAAUGGGUCGUAACCUUGGGGGCUGGGCCCCCUGGAACUCCUCAAACACUAAUCCCAUGCCUGGCCCGUCCACUGACUAUCCUGCUGCCCCGCAGGCCAGCUCCCUUUGGAGCCGUAAUCGAAACGAUUGGAACGACGCCCAAGACCAAGCGGGAUCAAGUACCGUCAUGAACAGUCGCUCGUGGUCAGGCAAUCGCGGAUUGCCCUCCAGCCAGGGACAGGGACCAGGCCAGUGGCAGGGACAUGGACCGAGGAUGGCGCAGCGUGAGCUCCAGCCUAUACCGAUGCAGAUGCACGAGCAGGAGGGGGGGCCACCGAGUCACCUUCGCGAUGCCAUCUCUCGACUUAGCGGCUCCAGGCGCAAGUGGUUCAACCGCUACGUCGAGACGGGCUGCAGCCAGGAGGAGGCUCUGGCCAAAGCCUCGGAGCGACGCACCAAUCCGGCCGGCUUCAAAGGUGGAUCACUCAAGUGGUACGAUAGAUACAUUGCCAUGGGUUGCACUGAAAAAGAGGCACGCGCAAAGGUGCUGGAGUAUAAGAGGAGCCAUCCUCUUAAUCUUCCGGAGCAGUCAGCUCCGGCUGAACGCGGCCGUAAACGUCCAGAGCAUUCUCCUGUUUCGGGUGAUCGCGGCCGCAAGCGUCCCACUGAGGACAAGUCAUCUGGCGGAAGGGGCACUGAAGAGCCUAAGAAGCAGCGGAGGGCCCCAGAAAGACCUCCAUCGUCGGUAAGCUACAGGAGGAAAGACCUCACAAUGGCCAUUAUGGCAGAGGAAUAUCCGAAAUGCGUUUUGAACAAGAAGCAACUGUCCAAGAUCGAGGCAAGCCUCGUCGAGGAAAUGCGAAAGGGCUGGAAAAGCAGCAUCAACUUUGGAGGCAUCCAAUUCCUCCCCGGUUUGAUUUUGGUCACCUGCCUGGACAAAAGUUCCAAGCAGUGGCUGGAGCAGGUGGUACCCAAGAUCGAAGUGUUGCCGGGAAUCAAACUGUCGUCCUGUCCGGAAGACGAGGUGCCCUCCACCAAGGGGUUUACCAUUUUUGUGCCGCGCUCUGCCGAAGAAGCCGAUAAAAUUACAAUUGGCCUUUUGAAAGAUCAAAAUGCAGACCUUCUGUCUAAAACGUGGAACAUCGCCCGCACUACCAAGUUCAAGGAUGGCAAGGUCAUUACCGUCACCAUUGGCGACAAGGUCUUAGAGCUGCUGCGCAAGAAAGGCAUGACGGUCAGCUACCGCUUUAGCCAGCUUUCGUGUCGCCUGAUCAGUGGCAAGGGUGCACUAAAGGCAAUUCGCGUGAACCAGUCGGAGCCAAGGGAAACCAAACCCAAGCAAAAAGCUACUACUGAGUCCGAUCAAAUUGACCUGACUGACGAGGAUGGCGAAAAAUAUAUUCCUCAGCUUGACCUUACUCUUGUUGACGAGGUUAAGGGGGAUGAUGACGAGGAGGUUGAAGGGAAUAACGAGGCGGAGGACGGGGAUCACGAGGAGGAAGUGGAGCUAGUUGAAGGUGAGCCCGACGAAGAGCAGCUGGCGUUCGAAGGUGAGGAAAAUGAUGACGAGGAGCACUUGGGGGAAGAAGACCACGGGCAGGAAGAAGACCACGAGCAGGAGGAGGACCAUGAACAUGAACAGGAAGAAGGCCACGAGCAGGAGCAGGUGGAAAAUGCUGAGGAAACAACCAUCAUUGAAUGAGGGGCUCCUCGUAAGUACGCAUCAUAAAGGAAAGAAAAUGGUUUAGGCGAUCUCAAGAUACGAUUGAUGCGCAGCAACAUUUACAUUUUACAAGUAAUUUCUUCGAAACACACCAAAAACAUACUAGACAUAAGAUUUUACCAGCAAGAAGGUACUGGGACAUGGACUUUGGAAGCAAGAAGAAGCUACUGGGACAUUGGCAUAUAUGGGCUUUAAACAGCAAUUAACCAGUUUUGUUUAAAUUUAUAAGCCCUUACUGCAGUAUUGGGACACAAACACUUCCUUAAACAUUAUGACUUAUGACAUAUUAUAACAUACACCAAAACGAAAA